AAAGACAUCGAGGAAUUGGUGGCGAAGACUAUCGCAGAGUUCGGCAAAAUUGAUAUUCUGGUCAAUAACGCGGCGGUCGGCCCGACGGCCAGUUUCGGAGACCCGGAGUAUUUGAAUUCAUACGAUUGGGUGAUGAAUGUAAACGUCCGGAGUGUACAGGUGUUGACACAACUGGCGCUUUCAUACCUGGAGAUAACGAAAGGCAAUAUCAUUAACAUCUCGAGCAUCGCUGGCACUAUACCGAGUGCCGCCAGAUUUCCAUACCAUAUGUCCAAAUGCGCGCUCAAUAUGUUCACCAAAUGCCUGGCCUUAGGAUUGGGGCCCAAAGGGGUUCGCGUUAAUUGCAUUACGUUGGGUCCGAUUCGGUCGCACUCUAUGGACAGUAAUGCCAAAUAUAAGGACAAUGAGGCGGCGCUUGAGAGACACUGUGAGGCAAACUACCCGUUGAGACGUAUUGGAGAAGUGGAGGAUGUGGUCGAAGCGGUCGCAUACCUGGCCUCACACAAGUCCUCAUAUAUAACGGGUGCCAUUUUGCCCACACCGAAACAGUUGUACGCUUUGAAUAGUGUCUGCCCUCUGGCCGAGUAUACGCGGGCGCCGAUCGAUUGCCAUCUCGAAGUAGUCGACACAUUGGCUCAGAUUGAAGACAAUGUCUUUGAGAAGAGACAUGUAUUUCAGAUACCGGGCGGACACCGAUGGCGCCACAAAUAA
Medioppia subpectinata is the source of this 711-nucleotide messenger RNA. NCBI's taxonomy places the organism in Eukaryota, Metazoa, Arthropoda, Arachnida, Sarcoptiformes, Oppiidae. The record is from the annotation of a GenBank genome assembly.